AUGCUGCCAUUCAUCAAAACAUUAUCCCAUAGAAGCACUGCACGUGUUUCGUAGCGUACAAUAGUUUUAGCAUUGUGUUAAGCAGUGAUGACCAAAGUUUAGCUUUAGAAAAUGGGUUCCAGAAAUGUGAUGUCACGAUUGUUGGUGUUGUCGUCUGUCGGUUUCGGUGGAUAUCUGACUGGAACGUAUCUUGAACGAAGGAAGCUGAUUCGGACCGCUGAUUAUGUAAACACCGGCAAGGUGGAAGAAUCGUUCUGUCCCAAGCCUGGACUGCCUAUCUUUGGAACCGUGUCUGCAGCAACUCCCAUUCCUGCUGAAGCUCAAUCAUCGGCCCUAGUCAACGUAAGCCGUGUUGGUCAAAUAAUGAAAUAUGGAUUUCCCGGUUUGGAUAAUAUACGUUCGUAUGACGAUUAUGUGCUUUCGUACGAUAGAAGGACACGUGUUGCUCACUGGGUCUUUGAGCAUCUAACGCCAGCGACGGUAAAGCACAAUGAUGCAGUAGACCGAGCAAAAAGCGAUUUUAAACCGGACGAAAGCAUUCAUCCGUUCUUCCGCUCUUUAAACACAGACUACAAGGGAUCCGGAUUUGACCGGGGUCAUCUAGCAGCGGCAGGCAAUCAUCGAAUGGAGCAAAAGCAUUGCGAUCAAACGUUCUACUUAACGAACAUGGCUCCACAGGUCGGUGUAGGAUUCAACCGAGAUAAAUGGAACCAUCUGGAACGAUACGUAAGGAAGCUGACUAAACAGUACCCAAAUGUGUACUGCUGUACGGGACCAUUGUAUUUACCACGGCGGGAAGAUGACGGUAAACUGUACGUGAAGUAUCAGGUGAUCGGAUCAAACAACGUAGCUGUACCGACCCAUUUCUAUAAGGUGAUUGUCAUGGAAACGACCGACGGCCGGUUGGAGCUGGAGUCGUACGUACUGCCAAACCAAAAAAUAGACGAUGGAACACCACUGACCAUGUACCAGGUACCACCGGAGACGGUUGAACGUGCGGCCGGAUUGUUGUUCUUCGACAAGCUCGCUAGAAAUAAGCUUUCGAAGAUAAAUGGCAAGAAAGUGUAAAAAAGAAGAUAAUACGAAACAGUGUGCAAUUGUAAAUGUAUGAAAAAAUAAACAAAAAUCUAAACUUUUAAA
Molecule: messenger RNA, 1140 nt
Organism: Anopheles funestus (African malaria mosquito)
Lineage: Eukaryota; Metazoa; Arthropoda; Insecta; Diptera; Culicidae
Gene: EndoG
Product: endonuclease G, mitochondrial
Exons: 2
Coding region: 112-1068 (318 amino acids)
Biological process (GO): apoptotic DNA fragmentation
Cellular component (GO): nucleus; mitochondrial inner membrane
Molecular function (GO): nucleic acid binding; metal ion binding; single-stranded DNA endonuclease activity
Source: RefSeq, a predicted model, not a curated record